Molecule: messenger RNA, 534 nt
Organism: Diaporthe citri
Lineage: Eukaryota; Fungi; Ascomycota; Sordariomycetes; Diaporthales; Diaporthaceae
Exons: 4
Coding region: 1-534 (177 amino acids)
Source: RefSeq, a predicted model, not a curated record
AUGGCUUAUCAGCGUCAAGGACUUGAGAGCCCAAGUGAGGCUGCGGCGCAGCAGUCGACUUGCCUACAAGCAUAUGACAAGAACAACCAGCACACCGCGCAAUGCGUGUUCAAGGAGCGCGCGCGCGAACCCUCGUCGAAGAGACACCUGAAGUACAUUCUAAUGGAAUGCACCUUCGCCGACGUAAUCACUCAUCUUGAGAAAUGCCAGCAUUUCAAGUCCAACCCGAGACAAUAUACCUGUCCCGGCUGUCAGAAAGAUGUCCGAAUGCCUGCCAGGGGCCACGGCGAGAAGGCCAUGCUGAAGUUCAGGAGAAGUCUUGACAAUGUCCUGGGCUACCCUAGCUCCCCAGCACGAUCUUCCUCUACUGUAUCUUCGCCAUCGUCAUCCCUCUCAUUCGACGCUGGCCCUUCCCAGGAGAGAGACCAAGUAUCGCCCGUGUCAUAUUUGUGUGGUAGUUCCGAGAUCGACUCUCAGUGGGCCAUACAGCAGCAACUCCUGCCCAAGUUCUACAACUACGAACUCGUCAUGUGA